AUGCGCCUCCUGUCGGCCGCAAUGACACUGUCCGCCGCACCUUUUCGCCACAGCUACUGCUCUGCACGGCAUGCGCCUCUGAUCAUCGACACUGACUGCGGCCUCGACGACCUGGCAACGCUCGUCUUCGCUGCAGCGACGGCCACGCCGAUCAGCCUCGUGACGACGACGUCAGGCCUGGCUCCGCCCGGCCGUGGUCACUCUCUCGCGCGGAGCAUGCUCGACUACGUCGGCCUGCAGGAUGUUCGCGUGGUCGCUGGCGCCGAGAUGCCACCGCCAGGCGUGGUGCGGGAGAAGGCGGAGUGGGAGAUGACGUAUCAGCAGCGCGUCGCCGAUGUCACAGCCGCAAUGGGGCUGAGGGAGGCGGCAGCGGAGGCGGAGGUGGUGGACGCCGGCGACGCCGGCGCAGCCGCUGACGCGAUUUUGUCGGCCGCCCGUGAGUCUGGCGGCAACGCCACCGUCCUUGCACUCGGGGCACUCACAAACGUAGCGCUGUCGUCGCGCCGCCACGGCUCCGACUUCUCGCGCCUCGUGCGGCGAAUGCUGACUUCGUCGGUGGCACGCCUCGAAGUGCUCGGCUCGGGCGUCGAGGUCGUGCUCGUUGGGCAGGCGUGCUACGCGAAGCCGGCGUGGGCGCUCCUCUACCACCUGCAGCCGGACGCCUUCGCCGGUGGCGAGGCGCGCGUGCCCGUGCGCGUGAGCGGCGACACGUCGACGGCGGCCGGCUGGCGGCCCGACGGCCACGUCAUCGAGCUCGCCGGCGUCAGCCUGGAACGGUACGCCGAGUUUGUGCGCAGCGCGUGCACUUACCGUGGUUGA
This is a messenger RNA of Emiliania huxleyi CCMP1516, 819 nucleotides long. RefSeq lists its product as hypothetical. The coding region runs from base 1 to 819 and encodes 272 amino acids. Lineage: Eukaryota; Haptophyta; Isochrysidales; Noelaerhabdaceae. The transcript has 4 exons. Gene Ontology annotation, molecular function: purine nucleosidase activity. The record is from RefSeq and is a predicted model, not a curated record. Gene Ontology annotation, cellular component: cytosol. Gene Ontology annotation, biological process: purine nucleoside catabolic process.